Thunnus maccoyii (southern bluefin tuna) is the source of this 1827-nucleotide messenger RNA. RefSeq names its product tubulin folding cofactor C (gene tbcc). Bases 79 to 1119 code for a protein of 346 amino acids. The transcript has a single exon. Gene Ontology annotation, cellular component: cytoplasm. Gene Ontology annotation, biological process: post-chaperonin tubulin folding pathway; tubulin complex assembly. Gene Ontology annotation, molecular function: tubulin binding. Lineage: Eukaryota; Metazoa; Chordata; Actinopteri; Scombriformes; Scombridae. The record is from RefSeq and is a predicted model, not a curated record.
GUAGGGGGCGGUGUGCAUCUUCAACUUCAGUUUGCAAAAACCACGAAGAAGAAGAAACGUCAACACUUCCGCAACAACAUGGAAGCGACAGUAGAAGUUGGAGACAAGCUCGCCGGCGAAACCGGUGCCGUGAAAAUACAGGAGCGCCUUCAGAAGCGGCACCAGGCGAGGAUAGAGGAUGUCGAGCGGAGAAAAGAAGCUAAAGAGAGCCAGUCUGUCGCCGAGGAGAAGGGCGAGUACUUCUCCAGCGCUUUCAACAGAGAGCGGGAGGCCGCGGAGGAGCUGCUGUCCGGUUGCUCCGGAGCGGACCGGGCCACCGUGACUCAGAGGCUAGAGGAGGCGACGGCCAAAACCGUGCAGCUCCAGAAGUUUCUGAGCGACAGCGUGUUGUUUCUAACGCAGUACGAGCUGAGACAGGCGCAGGCGGCUCUCCAGAAACUCCAGACUUCCCUGGCUGAGACGAGAGAGGAGGCUCUACCCAAGAAGAAGUUCGCUUUUAAAGCUCGCACUAAAGCUGCAGACAAAGUCUCAGCGGCACCAGUGUCAGACACACCUUCACCUGAUGCUGGCACACCUGCAGAUGCUGGUAGCACCAAGGUGGAUGAAGCCUCUGAGCAGUGCGGCUUCUCCAACAUGAGCGAUGUGGUUGUGAUUAAACCAGCCGAGGAGAUCCAGCAACGAGACGUGCUGUUGACCCAUCUGACUAACUGCAAGGUGCGUCUGCUUGGUUCCCCCAGCACGCUGCACCUGAAGCACAUCGACAGCUGUGAGAUCCUAUGUGGGCCGGUGUCUAGCUCAGUAUUCAUCGAUCAUUGUAGAAACAGCACUCUGGCCUUCCCCUGCCAGCAGCUGCGGACCCACAACACCACAGACACAAAGGUGUAUCUGCACGUCACGAGCCGAGCCAUCAUAGAGGACUGUAGAGGAGUGAGCUUCGCCCCCUUCUCCUGGUCUUACCCCAGCCUGGAGGAGGACUUUAGUGUGUCUGGCCUAGACCAGAACAGGAACAACUGGAACCAGGUGGAUGACUUCAACUGGCUUGCUGCAGGAACACCUUCCCCCAACUGGGCUGUCAUUCCAGAAGAAGACAGGAAAACCAGCUGGGACCCCAAGAAUUGAACUUUUUAAGCCUCUAUUUGCCAAAGUAGCAUGUCAGACAAACCACCAAAUUAAUUGUUUUCAGUCAGAAUACACAUACAUAAUCAUGUCCAUGUGCUUUCAUUGGUUUCUUUUACGCUAGCGAUUGUCAGCUUUAGUUGGCAGAUUUCAUUCACUGGUUGUGUUUUACUGCUCUGUGUGUAUACAGCUGGGAAAAAUGUCAGUUUGUAUGACAAGAUUAAAGCUGCACUCAUGUAUUUAAAUAAAAAUGCACCCGCCUUAUCAGCCUAAAUCACAUGUAGGCUAUAAUGCAGAAGAACAUCUCAUCCCCCCUGAGACAUUCACUCUUUAGCCAAAAUGAGACUUUGGUUUGGAGUAGGGCUGAAACAAACUAUCGAUUUGUCAAUUAUUUUUUAAGUUAAUUGACUAGUUGUUUGGGCUAUAAAAUGUUAGAACAUUGCAUAUAGGUAGAUAUUUUAUUAAUCCCAAAGGGAAAUUUAAAUGUUACAGCAGCCAACAAUGAGGUAAAAGAAACAAAUGCAAUUAAAGGCUAAAUUAUAUACAAUAAAUAAAUACACUAAUUCAAAUAUAAAAAAAUGAAUAGAGCGGAAGGAAUAGAAAGGUCAGGUGGAUUUUGCUUCAGGAGUAACGUGAAUGAUUGUCCAUGGAUGUCAGAAUUGAGUGUGCUAAAUAUUGAUACCUGAGUAAUGUACACAAUAUAUAUUGAUA